Penicillium malachiteum is the source of this 1878-nucleotide messenger RNA. RefSeq names its product putative bZIP transcription factor. Gene Ontology annotation, biological process: regulation of DNA-templated transcription. The record is from RefSeq and is a predicted model, not a curated record. Gene Ontology annotation, molecular function: DNA-binding transcription factor activity. Lineage: Eukaryota; Fungi; Ascomycota; Eurotiomycetes; Eurotiales; Aspergillaceae. The coding region runs from base 1 to 1878 and encodes 625 amino acids. The transcript is spliced from 2 exons.
AUGGCUCGGUAUUCUCAGUUUGACUUUUAUCAACAAUCUCCAUCAACAUUAGAUGUGACUCCGUCAGAGGAGGAGGAAAUGAACGUGUUGGAUGACAAGAUUCUUGACCCCACCUCGCCCGGUCUUUCUGAUCCGCGACGGUCUUCAUACGAUACAGAGACAGCCUUCUCACAUCGGGGUUCCGUCUGGUCCAACUACUCUGCCAGUUCCGAUCAGUCUCGUCCAACGCAUAUGGGUCAGCCCGUUUUAGAUCCUACGGGUCAAUCAUACAUGCAAGUCGAUGGUACCAACUACUCUCAACCAUCAUGGGCGCUAUCACGAACUGCUUCGGGAUCCUGCACUCCAACGGUUUACGACCAGUACCCUUCAGAAGCCGAGAGUGGUUCUGCAGCGCCCUUCUCGGGAGGUGCUGUAGGUCCCGUUCACUCCAUGCCCAUGGGUGCCGUAUCAUAUCGAAAUCCAUCCAUAGCCUUCCAACCGCCGGGUGGGGUCGCUAUGUCCCCGCAAUCAAGCCAAGGUUGGAUGCCGGCGCCUAUGGAUCUCGCAGAUGCCCACCAGAUGAAAAAUGCUUUUCGCAACGGAUCCCCCUUGACUAUGCGUCGUGAUGGUAUCCGAAAGAAGAAUGCUCGCUUUGAGAUCCCUGCUGAACGGACGCUGGGUAAUAUCGACCAACUGAUUAACCAGUCGACCAACGAUGAGGAGAUCAAAGAGCUGAAGCAGCAGAAGCGGUUACUGCGUAAUCGCCAGGCAGCACUGGACUCUCGUCAGCGCAAGAAACUCCAUACGGAAAAACUCGAAGAAGAGAAGAAGCAUUAUACUCACGUCAUCACUCAACUCGAGGAUGCUGUUGCCAGUCUUCAGAAACGAGAGACCGAGUUGCUGGACGAGAAGAACGAGUUCAUUCGACAACAGCAACAACAGCAACAGCAGGUCACCGAAUGGCUUCAGAGUUUAUCUCUGGAGAAGGAUGAGCUGAUUCGUGUGCAUACGCUGGAAACAGCCGAGCUGCGCAAGAAGAACAACAUUCUGAUGGAGACCGUUGAGAAACUCGAGCGUGGUGUCAAACCUGGCAUGCUCGAGCACCACGCGGGUGACUUUGUUGGCUUCGAGAAUAUGCCCAUGGAGGGACACCCAUGGGAUGAGUUCUCCAUGGCCAACGGUCUCUCCAUGCAAGAUCAAAUGCCUUCCGCACCAGUUCCUCCUACACAUGCCCUCGUCCAAGCAAACGAGAGAUCCGAGAAGUCCUCAACCUCGGACUCCCCCUUCAGCUGGAACGCCUUCUACAUGUGUCUGCUCUUUGGUGCAUUCAUCGCUUCCAACAACGGCGCCCUUCCCGGCCGGAACCUACCCCAAUUAUCGGAGGAGUACCGCGCCGAGUCGGCCAACGUUCUAAAAGCGGUGCUAGCCUCGUCACCAUCGGAUGUCGCGCACCCCACCCACAGUGCAGUACCGACAGUCCCUAGCGCAGGGGCCGGACAAGCCAUGACAGGGAUUGAAAUGUCUCAGAUGGGACCCAGUGCUAGCACAUCCUCGACCCUUGACGAAUUACACGAGACCCUUGUGAUGUCAACCGAGGAACAGGAGCGUGCUCAGGUCUUCGCGAUGAAUGUGGAUCAGUAUAAUUCCCUCACCACAUUUGAAGCGGACGGCUCUGGCUUUAAGCCUCAGCAGCCAUCCCAGUUUCAACAGGCACUGGCGGCGAUGCGGAACAAUGCUGCUCAGCAUACGCGCAUUCAUGAUGCUGCUACUUCUAAUGUAUACAAUAGAUCACUUAUGUGGGAUCGAGUCCCACAGAAAGUGAUUCAGGAUUUCCGUCGCAUGGUUCAUGAGUAUGGCGCUACUCCUGUUAAACAGGAGAUGAGCUUUCAGUCCGCUUGA